Molecule: messenger RNA, 1491 nt
Organism: Cucurbita moschata (crookneck pumpkin)
Lineage: Eukaryota; Viridiplantae; Streptophyta; Magnoliopsida; Cucurbitales; Cucurbitaceae
Product: heavy metal-associated isoprenylated plant protein 28-like
Exons: 4
Coding region: 840-1382 (180 amino acids)
Molecular function (GO): metal ion binding
Source: RefSeq, a predicted model, not a curated record
GAGUGCUCAUUUUGCGAUUCAGUAUAUGAAGUUGAAAUCAAUCUCAAAUGGCAGUGGUAAGCGGAAGAAUUUGGAGAAAGUGGGGAUUGAUUUGCUGGCCACAGUGAGCGAGUGAUUAAGAAAAGAAGAGUAUGAGAGUGAGGUUAAUAAUUUAGACGAUGAUUCUCAAUAUUUUGAGUUACAAGGAAAUAGUUGGCGUGAUGUAUCGAAUUGGCGUGGCCUGAUGCAUCCCUCGUUUGAUAUUGUUGGCUGAUAAAGAUUUGGGGCGUUCAUCUAUGAAUGCAGUAAGAACUUGAGUUUAAAAUUAUAGCAAUUGCUUGGAUUUCUGGCUGGCAAAACAGACGAUGAAUUGGACAAGAAAGCAACUCCUUGUGUUGUUCUUAGACCAUCUAAUUGUUUUCUGCCUUGUCUUGUCUUGAGGCUCUCUCAAUGACAAUGAUUCAACCCUCGCAGUUUCCGGUAGCUGGAACGAUUCUCCUGAAGGUGUUGACCAUGGCAACUGUUUUAAGUAACUGCCUUGUAUUUUCUACCAAUGUUCCAUAGAGACAUAAAGAGGGAGGCUUGUUGUAAUGCGUAUAAAUUGACUGUUGCUUCCCUUCAGCUUCCUUGUACACUUGUUCUGUUCUCUCAUUAAAGGAGAAAAGCUUCUUCUGGACCCUCUUCAAUUGCUAUACAGACAUGACUGGACCCAUAUAUCAAUGACUUUUCAAACACAUCUUGAUUCUUACAAAAUGAUGAACCGGCAAACGUGAAGGGCAUUGAAAAUGAAACUUUUUAUUUUUAUUUUUAUUUAAUUAGUGUUCUUUCCCCCCUCUUUUUACUUUAUAUAAACUAUAUGAAUGACAUGUUUGGAUUUUUGUUCUUUCAAUUUAUACCAGGUAACAGAGAUGAGAGUUCACAUGGACUGUACGGGAUGUGAAAAACAAGUAAGAAAAGCUCUGGAAAGUCUACCAGGUGUGGAUGAUGUGAUAAUAGAUUUAAGCCUACAGAAGGUGACUGUGAUGGGGUGGGCAAAGCAAAAGAAGAUUCUGAAAGCAGCGCGGCGGAAUGGGCGGACGGCAGAGCUGUGGCCAUACCCUUACAACCCGCAGUACCAUGGUUUCAUCCACCACUACCAGCAUUACCUCAACUCUCCUCAGCAUCACCACCAGCCUCAGCCUCAGCCUCAGCCUCAAACUAAGCCAAUCAUCACCUACAAUUCACUGUCUUCUUCCUUUCACAAGCACAAUAUGAGUCCCAUCCAUGAGUAUAAUAGCUACAACUACAGCGGCAGCGAUGCUGACGACUACGGCUAUCAUCAAGAGCCACCCUUUUCAACGAUUGAUGAAGAAGCUGGUGCCAUGUUCAGUGAUGAGAAUCCGCAUUCUUGUGCUAUUAUGUAAUGCAAGUUUAUGUAUAUUUUGAAUAAGGUACUUAAUUUUUUUUUAAUUAAGUACUUUGAAGGUUAUGUUAUUUAUAAUUUAGCUUUUUUUUUUUUUUUUUUUACUUGAA